This is a messenger RNA of Penaeus monodon (black tiger shrimp), 933 nucleotides long. RefSeq lists its product as uncharacterized. NCBI's taxonomy places the organism in Eukaryota, Metazoa, Arthropoda, Malacostraca, Decapoda, Penaeidae. The record is from RefSeq and is a predicted model, not a curated record. The transcript is spliced from 4 exons. Bases 1 to 753 code for a protein of 250 amino acids.
AUGCGACACCUCUCCGAAAAUCUGCCAGAUAUAAAAUCACCUUUCGAACUUCCUCUAAUCCAAAAUCCCAUCUUUACCCAUUCCAACAUCGUCCUAAAGCCUAUUCUUCUACAUCACCCGCCUCCUUCCCUCAACCCUUCUGCUGCAAGCCUACAACUUAUGCACAUUGUAAUGCACAGGCUCCUUAUAAUGGGUAACUGCGAUAUUACUCGUACUACUGUAUCACUAGCAAUGAAGCUGCAGCCAAACCGAAGGCCAGCAAAACACAUGACGAGCCAUUUACCAAGAACCUUUGAUCUUCAGAAGUUCGCGGCGAACAUCAUCGUCCUGAGUGUCGUGUGCUGUGCGUCGGUGUCGUCAGGCUUCGAGAAGCUCAAAGACGAGCCAGAAGUGAAUGCAAAAUUCUUCGUCAAGUCGUAUUCUACGCGCACAUGGACUUUUGUGUCAUCAUUUACGUCCACAGUAUUUUACACCUGCUAUACUUCAGAAGAGGCCGAUUUUGUGGCGUGCCAAGGGAGAAAACUCCGGCGGUCCAGGAAACUUGAUAUUCCACUCGGGGAGGUGGAUGAGGAACUGUCUAGCAGUCUCGCAGAAGCAGAGGAGAAACAAGACACUGCAGAGAAACUCUUCUUCACUGUCUGGAGCACCAGCAGCACUACUGUCACCGUCACCACCUUCUCCACGAACAGAUCUGUCACUGUUUCAGUCCGUAUCUUGUGCACAUAUCCAGGAGUUAUGUUUAACGUCUGCUAGCAUGACUGCUGUGCUAUUUGUUCAUCGUUCAGUGUGAUGGUGAACUUUUCAGUAUGGUCAUUUUUCCCUGAGACCUCAGUCAACUUCAGACACUAACAGACAGUGAUUGUCAUGUAGUUGUUAAGAUUUGCUUGUACAUAAUUGACCCCUGUAUGUAUAUAAAAGUAUGUGUUGACAUUA